UCGAAAUCAGCUGUUUGCCUAGGAAUGUGUGAAAUCGAAACAAAACAAAGAAAUAUUUGCCACCAAAUUAUAGCAGCUUCAGAAGAUAACAAUUUGGAAACAUAAUCAUGGAAUCCAUAGCCGCGGCAUUAUUGCUUGAAGAGGAGCACAACGCAUCCCGGAAUGCUGAGGUGAAAGUGGAAAGGCAGAGAUUAAGAGAUAUGUGUGAUCCGUUCCAAAUGAGCGAAGAAUUAUUCAAAAAGAACUUUCGACUUAACAAGGAUGCUUUCAAGUAUGUUUUGGAUACUUUUGCAAGAGAAACUCAGCGAAAUACCUUAACGUCUGUAUCACCGCUUAACCAAGUAGUGGCCGCGAUACAAUUUUUUGCGGGGGGCAGUUACCAACACGGAGUUGGUGCAGACUAUAAUGUCGGAAUGGGUCAGGCAAGCAUGUCACAGUCCAAAUUUCUUGAAGUGAUGCAACGAAAGCUUUGUCCUGAAUGGAUAAAAUUUGAGCAGACUGAAGAGGAAAAUACAAGCAAAACAGGAGUUUUAUGCGAAGGCUGGCUUCCCAGGGGUCAUCAUGUGCAUUGAUGGCAUGCA
Rhagoletis zephyria (snowberry fruit fly) is the source of this 581-nucleotide messenger RNA. RefSeq lists its product as uncharacterized. NCBI's taxonomy places the organism in Eukaryota, Metazoa, Arthropoda, Insecta, Diptera, Tephritidae. The record is from RefSeq and is a predicted model, not a curated record.